Molecule: messenger RNA, 1116 nt
Organism: Paramacrobiotus metropolitanus
Lineage: Eukaryota; Metazoa; Tardigrada; Eutardigrada; Parachela; Macrobiotidae
Product: ORM1-like protein 2
Exons: 5
Coding region: 364-828 (154 amino acids)
Biological process (GO): intracellular sphingolipid homeostasis; negative regulation of ceramide biosynthetic process; ceramide metabolic process
Cellular component (GO): endoplasmic reticulum membrane
Source: RefSeq, a predicted model, not a curated record
CACAGGUCUCAUCCAUGAUUUAUGUUAUUUUUUACUAUCAAAAUUUAAUUGGUCUCAACGGACAACGAGUCGAAAUAUUGUAUUUUGUUGAUUUCUUACCAGCUGUUAAGUGUUGUCGUUGAUCAAUAAGCAAACUUUACUCCAUUUCUCCUGAAUUGCAUUCAGAAUUCUCGUAUCCUUUAAGCCGUGAUCGGCGGAUCAAACACUUAUCGUUAGUGCAGUUUCGGGCUUUCGCCCUGGAACCGUGAACUACUUUCUCAAGGAGUAUUUUCUGUUUUUCGGAAUCGGGGCAUUCUAAGGUUCUCAUAAGUCAGAUAUCACCGAACUUCUUGCUGAUUAAGUGAUUGCUCUAAUAUUGCCACAAUGUUCGCCGAAGGAGCGCCUUCACAUAAUCCGAAUGUCGACUGGUUGAAUACGAGAGGAAUGUGGACGAUUUAUUGCUUGAUUUUGCUGAUGUUUCACCUGUUUCUUCUAUCCAUUCCCAUUGAUGCCUUGUCGGUUCCGGUCGUGUGGACUCUUACCAAUGUUCUUCACAAUUUAUUUAGCCUUGUGUUGUUCCACUUCACGAAAGGAACUCCUUGGCUGGAUAGUGACCAAGGACGUUCGCGUGCGCUGACAUUUUGGGAGCAGAUCGAUGAUGGAAUUCAGUACACAACGACGAAGAAAUUCUUCACCAUCCUCCCAAUUGUUUUGUACUUAAUGACGGGAUUCUACACCAACUACGAUCAGACCCACUUCAUCAUCAACACAAUUUCUCUGCUGUCGGUGCUCAUACCAAAGCUCCCUUAUUUCCAUCGCUUGCGUCUUUUUGGAAUAAAUCGAUACUGAUAUCAGCUACCUUUGUGCACAUAUUUAACGCUUAAAAUUUUCAAGUCUGGAGUUUCCUAGAGAUACUGGUGCUCACUGGUAUUUAAUUAACCGAAUGGUAUCGUACUGGUUCAGUAAUUCGCGGUUCUAUAGCUUGCUUUUCACUUACUUCCAUAUGCUGCGGUAUUUCCUUUUUUUGAUUCGGGUGUUUAGAAGUCUUUCUCGCUGAUCGUUUUAACUGCAGUGUAAAAUUUUAGAUUCCUUAGACUGGGCAACGCUAUAAAACUGCAUAAAGUACUAGAGUAGUGU